This is a messenger RNA of Marchantia polymorpha subsp. ruderalis, 3090 nucleotides long. NCBI's taxonomy places the organism in Eukaryota, Viridiplantae, Streptophyta, Marchantiopsida, Marchantiales, Marchantiaceae. The record is from the annotation of a GenBank genome assembly.
GCCACAUCGAUUCUGUCCGCAUUGGCGAAGGGCGGAGAAGGGCAGAGCAGAGGAAAAGGGAAGACACGCGGAUCGACACCGGGACGAGGACUGAGCGAGUCCAGUCGAGACGAGACGCAAGGGCAAGGGCAAGGGCAAGGGAGGAAGGGAGACGAGAGGCGAGAAGAGUGCGGUGCUGGUGCAAGAACACAGAAGUGCCGUUUGCUCGUACACUGCACCGAACGAGCGAACGGAACCCUGACAAUCGAAGACAAAGGAGCGAGGGAAGGGUUUGAUGAUGCGAGGUGCAGGUGGAGGUGGAAGAGGAGGAGGAGUGAAGAAGUAGAGAGGAAAGAGAGGCUCACUCGCGCGGAAGAAGCAGAGAGGGCUAGAGACGGAGGUUUCUCGUUGAGUGGAGAGGAGUGGAGUGGAGUGGGGAGAGAGAUUUGCUGAUCUCGAGGGAGGGAGGAGAACGCAGAUUGGGAUACGAGGAGACGAGAACGAGCAUGAGGAGGACGAGAGUGGCAAGGGUGUGGAUUGGAGGAAUUGGAUGUGAUUGUCAAAGUGGCGGAUGCUGCUGCAUCUCUUGAGUUGAUCGCGGAGAGUAGCCGGGUUUCUUGGUAGCUUGUAGCGGGAAAUUGGCUCCGGUGUUUGGUGCCGCUCUCAGUCUUGAGGACGUGAGGAGGAGGAGGAGGAGGAGGAGGAGGAGAUAUGCGCCAGCGGAGGAUACCCUCGGCGUCAAUUGUCAAGUUGAAAUUUCAGGAAAUCCGAGCAUCGCAAUACGAUAUCGAGGAUUUCUGCUUGUUGAAAAGCUUGGACUAUCGCUUUCGAAUGCCAGGAUUUGGAGAAUCGGUCGACGCAUGAGGGGUUGCCUUGCGAGAGGAUUGGUUCUAGUCAACUAAGUUUCGCCACUCCACUUUAGGUCGCUCCGUAGAAUGAAACGACCAACGGAUCAUCGUGUGAGUUUUAUCCUCUCUCAGUUGUGAGUUAUCAUAAUCAUGGAGGGUCACGAGGCUGGAUGGGAAGGUGUGCAGAGGCAAGGGCAAGUCAUAGGUGACUUUCUGAAUGCGUUCGGUCAGGGUUUAGGCGGAAUGUUCCACGAUCAUAUGAGACCCGCGACAGCUCAAAUUUCCAGAGUUUACUGUGACGGACAAUCUGCCUCACGGUGGUCUUGGCCGUGGCCGAACGCGAGGAACUUAGGGAUAAACAGCAGUCCUGCGAGAUUGAAACAUGAUAAGAAAACGUGGCAACCUGUGCCCAAGAGGAUGAUCUCGACGCCUGAUUUUGCCAUUCAUACCAUCGGAACUCGAGUCGGGCAGGCCGGUGCUGAGAUAGGAGCAUGCUUGGAGCAGACACAAAACCUGGCAAUUCAUGCUCUUGGAAGCCGAGUUGGGCAAGCAGGGGCCGAGUUAGGCGCAUGCUUGGAGCAAACACAACUCUUUGCGAUGAACACAGUGGGGAGUCGAGUAGGGCAGGCGGGAGCAGAUUUGGGAGCAUGUCUGGAGCAGCUCGCAGGAAACGUUUUGCAACAUCUACCUUGGCCGUUUUAUCGCACUCCCAGCUUAACCCUGAGUAUGUCCGGGCCGUCUUCUUACACAGGAUCCGUGGACUGCGUUCGGCCAGCCAUCGCUGAUUCGUCGAAAGUGGAAGGAGGCAGUGCAGAACGCAACUUUUUGUGGGUCUCAUCAACAUCAACCUCCAGCUCGAAGUCUCCCAAGUAUGCGAACGGUCCGAACGGGCAGUUAUCCCAUACCACAGACGACGAGCUGGAUUCUAUAAUUUCGGGAAGUCCGCUCCACAAACGGAGCAGUGUGGUCGUGACAACCACUUAUGACAGCCAGACCCAGGAAAUUGAGAGUUCCCUAGUGGCUAGAGGUGACCUCUGGCGAGUGGAGGCGUCUCACGGGGGGCCUUCGACGCCUGGUAGUGGUAACGCCCCGCUUUUUCUUCUCCAGCUUGGGCCGGUUCUGUUCGUGAGGGAUACAACAAUCCUAGUUCCCGUGCACCUCUCCAAGCAGCAUCUUUUGUGGUAUGGGUUUGAUAGGAAGAACGGAUUGCACUCUCUCUGUCCUGCUGUGUGGUCAAAGCACCGGAGAUGGCUGUCAAUGUCGAUGAUCUCGCUCAAUCCCAUUUCUUGCUCAUUUUUGGAUCUGCAGUUUCCAAAUGGUCAGUUGACGUAUGUAGCAGGAGAGGGUGUGACCGGCAGCGCUUUCUUGCCUGCUUUUGGGGGUCUUCUGCAAGCUCAGGGCAGGCUUCCGGGCAAUACAAAGAUCAGUUACUUCUACAAGAAUAUGUGGGGGACACGGUUUUCUCCGGGUAUUCAGCUCCCUGAUAAGUCAGUUUCUUUGGGAAUCUUGCAACCAUUGGCCUGGCAACGAGUGGGUCUGAUGCUUCGUCCCGCUAUUCAGAUGAGUCUGACCCCAACCUGGGGAGGCCGUGAUACGGGAUGCAAAGCAGAGGUGAUAUAUUCACCUCAGGAGAAACUGAGCUGGGGUUGCGGUUGUUCCAUGACAAAUGAACCUCGUGCCUUCGCAAAUGUAUCUCUGGGAAGGUCUAAGAGCAACGGAGAGCAUACCGGAAGGUCUGGGCUAGUUUUCCAGGUCGAAGCACCAGUUGAAAAUGUUAGAAGGGCUUCAUUCACCGUCCAGCUGAAUAGUGGUGUGGAGUUCUGAGGCUUAAGGGUGGCUUGUACAGAUUAUCUUCCCAGCCGAAUAGCCUUGUAGUAUAAUGGUCUGCAUUACCUAGAAUAGACACGGUUGUGAGUAUCCUCUUGCUCUGUGUCAGUAUCCUCUACUGCUAACGACGAUAUCGAGUGCAGUCCACUGAAUGGAAUUGACAUGCCACCUUCUCAUGUCCUUCCCUUCAUGAAUCUGUGCUCACCCACCUUUUAGUUUAUGUCAAUGUAGAUUUGUUACCCUUAGUCCUACAGAAACCUGCUUACGCAUGUGGCUACAGUCUGUUUGUUUUUGAAGCACGGAGGAGUAAACCUCCACCCCCACCACUGCAUAGAAGAUACGUGAUUGAUGAUACUUCAGGUUCUCCGAGUUUGGACUCGGGUGUGACAAACCCAAAAGCUUAUUUCGUUAAAGGGAAACAUCAGUGAAUUUACUA